Lingula anatina is the source of this 1567-nucleotide messenger RNA. RefSeq lists its product as uncharacterized. The record is from RefSeq and is a predicted model, not a curated record. NCBI's taxonomy places the organism in Eukaryota, Metazoa, Brachiopoda, Lingulata, Lingulida, Lingulidae.
ACCCAGUGACUCGCGCUUAGUGCGUAGCGGUCGCUGAAUUAUUUAUCAUGUAGAAGCGGCUCAGGCAUUUCGAGGAAUUGGUCACGCGAGUUUUCGCUAUAAAACUCUGAUAGAUGAACCAUAGUGGAUGAUACUGUAGUGGAAGCAGCUUGCGAUUCUACGCGUUUAAUCGCCAUUAAGAGCUUGUUAAGUGCCGACAAUAUAUCCUAUAGCAACAAGGUGGAACGACAUGACGGCGUGAAGAUUAAUUUUUUUGUCGUUGUAUAGAACAAAUAUUCAGGGAAAUUAACAUUAGUUUCUGGUAAUAUUGGUGAAAUAUAUCCAGAAGUGAAAACAGACCCAGCCGGGGACGCAGUGAAACACGCGACAUUUUUCACCUUUGAUUUGGUAUUGCUGCCUUUGCGGCAGACGCGUGUAUGUCGGGAAAAGUUAGAAAUAGUUUUCUAUUUUGAGGUGUUGAUUGACAGUUGAAGAGGAACUUCGAAGGUUACUGCAAGACGUGGAUUGGCUUGAAAGCCGUGUUUCUUGAACUAGCUUUUUACUGAAUCCAACCACUCCUACGCAGAAAGCACUCUCAACGCUGAGCAUUCAGUGCACUUGAAGUGAGUUGAUUUAUUUGGUUUGAGGACGCGGGCACUGUUGAAUUUAACGAACGAUGACUUACCAAUUCCGGGGUCACUUUAGACAGCUAAGGAUCCUGAACGCAGUCGAAAGUGCUUUGUUUUUCAUUGUGCUGCUUUUAUCACACGACCUUGCAGAUGGAAACAUUUCACUCAAAGAUGUAUAUCAGACGGCAGGGCCUGAAGGAAAAAGUGUCGAAAAACGCAGCUUUCUCUCUCGAUUGAACUGUCUCCUGAUGUCUCUUCCAUUCCAUGUAUACGGGCAAUCUUCACCUCAGUACAUUUCCGGUUGCAGGGAGGCGGCUGGGUUUGAUAAUUACGACGCCGUUGAGGCGACAGGUGAUUCCGUCCCUGGAGAUGACUCCGCCAGCUACAGGGGGUUAGUUUCUUCUCCGCGCAAGAAGCCUCAAGACGCUACCCCAGAGAACAGCAUUCAAAGACUCCAGCCCUACCUGUUUUAUCCGAACACCUGGUGUUACAGACAAAAAUGUUCCAAGAACUCGGACUGCUGCCAGAGAUACAAUAUAUGUUCCAUGAAUAUGUGUAUCCCCUGUCUCCGCUCAGACCCCUGCCGAACUAUGGCCGACUGCUGUAAAAGGUACCCCUAUUGCAAGAAAAGCAGGUUCAGGGCCAAACAAGGGGAGUGGUCGGGGCAAUGUGUGGACAAAAGACAGUUUUUUAAUGAUUAACGGUUUUCAGAUUACGUUUGUGACAAUCAUCAAUUUCAUGUGGCUGGACAUGUAAUAAAGAAGUCAUUAAUUUAACUCAGUGGAAACAUUCAACUUGGGGAACUAUUUUGGAAAACAUUUACAAAACUGUGUUUGUAUUUUUGUUGUUUUCGUUUUGUGUUGAGUGUUAACUGUGAACAUAGUAAUAUUUGACAAUCUCACGGAUAUUGAUAUCCGCGCGUCCGGGAGGUAAUAAUUGUGACCAAAUGGCACGAGACA